AUGAGAGCAUUCUUACACAGCACGUUGUCUCAGGCUUAUGUUGUGACCCCUUUAAUGAGUGUACUAUGUGAUUGGCAUGCAGGGGAUGGUUAUAAAUGUAAAUCUGCCAGAUGGCUGGGAAUAGGGUGGGGUGGGUUGGGAUUAGCAGAGAAGAUCUCCUGGGUGAAUCUUCGUUCCUCAUGUCCCACAGACAGCAAGCUUCCUCCUUAUCUGACAGUCCUGGGCUGUGUGUGCAGGGAGGAGACCAAGUUCUCCCUCCCCCUGGGCAGGGAUUGGAGUGCAGACUGUCAUGCUGCAGUCGGUGGAGGAGGAUUAUAUAGUGCACAGAUAGAGGUAUUGGCAGCGGAUUGGGUCUGCCAAUCUGGAGCUGCGGUGAAUGGCUCAGAUCUACUGAUUCUCCUCGAACAAGCAGCUCAGCACACCCAGCCAGCACAGCACUCGCAGCCAGCCAGCCCAUCACACGCAGCCAUCCCGCUCCGAGACAUGGGGGAGAUCCCUAGCUUAGUGAAGAUCGCGGUGUCCCUUAAGAUCCAGCCCAAUGACGGUCCGGUCUAUUUUAAGGUGGACGGGCAGAGGUUCGGCCAGAACCGAACAAUCAAACUGCUAACAGGGGCGAAAUACAAAAUCGAGCUGGUCCUCAAACCGGGGGCAGUCAGAGCCAAGUAAGUAAAGCGGAUUUAUGGAUUGCACGGUGUGUACCGGUACCAUUCACCUUCAUUAUUCCAUUAUUUCUAUUAAUCACAGCUAUCUCAACAUACACCUGCUGGGGCUGUGGGAGACACCUCCCCCCUCCCCAAAUCUGCAAGAGAUGGGGAAAUUAUAUACAUAAAUAUAUAAAAUUUAAUACACAGAGCCAGUGAUUUGAUUUUAGAUUCUUUUGUUCUUAGAUUAGGCACAGAAUGCUUAAUCUAUAUAUUUAUAUGAAUCUAUAUAUUUAUUUUCAAUGCAAUGAUGGUAAUGAUUUAUAAUCCAGGUACCUCCUUCACAGUGCCUGUUAUCCAUCGCCUGGCUCCAUCCCUGACAUACAGAUUAUAUGGUCCAGGUUGGGCCCCAUCACUGCCAUAUUAUAUUAAGGGCCACCCGUGGCUUGCAUUAUAUUAAAGGUCCCUGCCAUGCAAUAUAUAAAGAGCCAUGCAAUCUAUUAAGGGCCGUGCAAUAUUACAGGACCCUGCCAUGCAAUAUAUAAAGAGCCAUACAAUAUAUUAAGGGUCAUGCAAUAUAUUACAGGACCCUCCCAUGCAUUAUAUAAAGAGCCAUGCAUUAUAUUACAGGACCCUGCCAUGCAAUAUAUAAAGAGCCAUACAAUAUAUUAAGGGUCAUGCAAUAUAUUACAGGACCCUCCUAUGCAUUAUAUAAAGAGCCAUGCAUUAUAUUAAAGCUUCCUGCUAUGCAAUAUAUUACAGGACCCUGCUAUGCAUUAUAUAAAGAGCAAUGCAUUAUAUUAAAGCUCCCUGCUAUGCAUUAUAUAAAGAGCCGUGUAUUUUAUACAAGCUCCCUGCCAUGCAAUAUAUUACAGGACCCUGCUAUGCAUUCUAUUAAGGGCCAUGCAAUAUAUUACAGGACCCUGGUAUGCAUUAUAUUAAGGGCCAUGCAAUAUAUUACAGGACCCUGCUAUGCAUUCUAUUAAGGGCCAUGCAAUAUAUUACAGGACCCUGCUAUGCAUUAUAUUAAGGGCCAUGCAAUAUAUUACAGGACCCUGCUAUGCAUUAUAUUAAAAUACCAUACAUUAUUUCAAGGAGCACAAGGCCCUAAACAGAUGACAGGCAGCUGAUGUGCUUUUUGGCAGUACACAGCCAUUGGGCAGAAGGCUCUGCAGGGAUGAUGAAACCGCAUAAUCCAACCUUUAAACGUAUUGGAUUUGAGACUAAAUUUCAAUGUCUAAUGAAGGUUACAUUUUAACUGCAUUGAUACAAUAAGGAUGGAUUUCUUAGUCUGGGGGUCAUUUAUAUAUGGACAGGGUUCAUUAUGUGCAGUAUGAAUGUAGCAUAGUGUAGCUAAAUAAUGUUAUUUUGUAAAAUGCUGGUGUUACCAAACCAACAGGAUCAGAUUCCCACCAGUCAAAGUAUGUUGUGGUUUUUGUUUUGUUUUUUUUUUGGGUGGUGGUGACUUGUUAAGUAAAAGGUGACAUUAUAUAUAUAUAUAUAUAUAUAUAUAUAUAUAUAUAUAUAUAUAUAUAUAUAUAUAUAUAUAUAUAUAUAUAUAUAUAUAUAUAUAUAUAUAAUUUCACCAUUUUCUAGAUACAAGGUGACAGGGCAUUGCUUGUUUAACAGCUUUAUAUGUUCACAAUCUUUAUUAUUAACAUUAAAGAAAUACUUUUGUUUCAAUUUGAAUAAUUUAUAUUUUCAAAAAAUAUUAUAAAUAUUCCAAAUAUGAGUUUAAGUAAUUGCUUACCUGCUCCCACAUCUCUGUUUAUAUCAAUGAAUGGACCUGGUCAGUCAUGUAAUCCCAUUUAUGUAUUUCCUCACAAAACACUUCCCUGGCUGAAGGGUCCUAAAAUAACUUUAGACUAUUGACCUAACAAGGAGCUCAAUUUUCUUGAACAAUCUAUAUGGCAUGUAGCACCACUAGGAUUUAGUGAGCAGUUGGUUAUAAAAUCCAGUGCAGCUCCUUUAUUCCACUGUAGCCCCCACCAUUGAUUUCCUAUUUCAGAUUCCCUCUCUUAGCUUAGUUUUUUUUUUUUCUGGCAGCUUUUUCUGGUCACACUAGCUUUUAUAAGGGAGCCUUUUGCAGGGUUUUUGUAUAGUUGGCUUUGCUUGCCCGCUAUGAAACCAGUAAAACAUUCUAUAAAUGGUACCCUGGGCUUACAAACCUUAAGAUGUUAAGGAUGGAGUAGGCUCCUCCCACAAAGUGGUCUCAAUACUACUUUCUUGAUGGUGUGACCCCCCCCCCCCAAGACAGAUCUUACCACUAGAGUGGUAUAACUGGCAGAUAGAACUCCCCUCUUGUAACCGCAUCCUCCAAGACACCAAGCUACAUUGUUAGACUAAUGUCUUACCAAGCUUGUACCAUUUUGCAUCAUUGUUACCAUGGAGUUCACUGACUUGGUAUGACCAUGGAGUUCAUUGACUUGGUAAUAGAACUCCUGGUCUACUGAAGUUCCAAACGAGGCUAUCUUGGGACAAAAUUGGAAAACGGAAAACGAAAGCUGUCACAAAUAUUUGCGAUAAUAUUCCAAAAUGCUUAUUUGAGUAGAAAAAUAAAAUAUAUGUUUAUUCUUUAUGAUUGACAAGAGUACCAAAAAUUCAUGUCUAGGAUCAAACUAAUAUAGGUCUGUCAUCAAUAUAAGGAAAAAAGAAUGAUCUUAUUUUACAUAUAAAUAACUCCUUUAGCAUCACCCAUCAUUUUUCUACCACCAUUUGAAUGCAGUGAGAUAACAGCGAAUAUAAAGUACCAUAUGUCACCUCAAUGCAAUAUACUAUUUAUUUUGGGGGCGGGGGAGGCUUCUCGCUCAAUUACAAUUUUUUAACACAUGAAACAGUUUUAUUUUUAAUUGUCAUUCGUUCAUUUUCUUCCGGGGUUGUUAAUUGAAUGAAUGGCUACAUUUAAUUUAUCUUGUUACAUAGCUGAAAAGAGACAUGUGUCAAUCAAGUUCAGCCAUCCUUAAAUUUGUAUUUUGCUGUUGAAAGCAAAACUAGUCUGAAGUGCUUCCAAUAUUGCAACAAACUAGGAAUCCUUCUUGAUCACAGAAUGGCAGUCAGAUUAAUCCUUGGAUCAAGAAGCUAUUACCCUACAUUGAAAAAUUAUAUCCUUGAAUAUUCUGUUUUCGCAAGUAUGCAUCUAGUUGCUGUUUGAACAUCUGCACAGACUCUGAUAAAACCACUUCUUCAGGCAGAAAAUUCCACAUCCUUAUUGUUCUUACAGUAAAAAAAAACCCUUUCCUUUGCUUUAGACUAAAUCUUCCUUCUUCCUGUCUAAACGCAUGACCUCAUGUCCUAUGUAAAGUCCUGUUUGUGAAUAGAUUUCUACACAAUGGUUUGUAUUGGCACCAGUUGUAUUUGUUUCAUUUCCUAAAUCUCAGUAUUUUAAAUAAAUGUGUACUUUUAAUUGAAGCUUUUUUUUUUUCCUAACCUAAAUAUAUUUAUAUAUUAAUUACAGCAUGAUAAAGUUAGAAUUCUGGUAAAUUGACUUGGGAACUGCUAAUUCUAUAAAAGUAGCCAAAUUGCAGUUCAAUUUAGAAUUCUUUAGUAGGUGCAACUUGGCUGAACUCGGCUCUGUUUGCCAAAUCUCUAUCCUCCUAGUCUUAUUACCAUUUGAAUGUAUAUUGGAUUAAUAAGAAUAUGUGCUGUACUUGGGGAAAAAUUGUAGUGGCCAAACCUUUCUUGCUGAGAACUGUGUUCAGCUGAAUUUUUUUUUUAAUUAUUUUUUUUAAAUAAAAUAAAUACUAAUCUGACAUGUCCUUCAAAAUACACAAGACAGGUGCCAGUUUUCAUUACAUUUUCACUCCCUGAUACUAGAAUUGGCCACAUUCCCUGUUCACAAAGAAUUGGCAAUGAGACCUUGGGUUAAAGGGACACUUUAGGCAAUACAGCCUUUUCUUUAAUUUUUUUUUUUUUUUUUUUUUAGGUUCUUACAGUUGUCUUUACGGAUACAUAAUGUCAUGGGGAUUCAUCCAUUAAGUUGUGCAUACCUUUUUUUUCAUUCUAUUAUUAUCAUAUAUAUUGUCUUAAUCUGACCAUAGAUAUUGAACAAUUAUGAUUAUUGUUUUAAGUCAUUCUCUUACCCCAAAUCUAAUCGGAAUUAAAGGAACACUAUAUGAUCAGGAACACAAACAUAUAUUCCUGACCCUAUAGUAUUAAAAUCACACUCUAGCCACACUGCCCCACCUUUCUAUCUAUCUAUAUAUAUAUAUAUAUAUAUAUAUAUAUAUAUAUAUAUAUAUAUAGUAAAAUCUUACUUUUAAUUCAGUGUGCUGGCUCUGUCCCUGAUCCUGCCUGCUUAGCUGAUAUCAUCAUCAUCAGAAGUGUUGAUAAAAGCCAAUCACAAUGAUUUCCCCUAGAAAAGCAUUGAAUUGGCUGAGAGUGUCAAGGAGGAAGAUCAGGGGCAGAGCCAUCACAAGCCAAACACAGCCCUGGCCAAUCAGCAUCUCCUCAUAGAGAUGCAUUGAAUCUGAAGGGAAUGAUUCUACUCACCAGAACACAUUCAAUAAGCUGCAGUUGUUCUGGUGACUAUAGUGUCCCUUUAACAUGAAAUGAAAGUGUUCACAUAUGUCACUUUAAGGCUAAUUUCCCAGGAGAAAUAUAUAUAUAUAUAUAUAUAUAUAUAUAUAUAUAUAUACACACGUUGAACUAUUCAUUGUGAUAAUCAAUGAUUUUGAUUUCCCAUGGGGGCUGAAGCAUUGAUCAAUCCAUUUUCCAUUAUUUUGUUUCCAGGACUAUGAACUUAGGUGGCGUGAUUAUACCAUUGGAAGAGAAAUCACGGGAUCCUCAAGUUGUCUGUUACACAGCAACCUAUGACACAGAAGGGGUGACACACACGAAAAGUGGGGAGAGACAACCCCUUCAAGUCAUUAUUCAGGUAUUGAACUUUGAACUCUACUGAAUGAGAUGUCAUAAAUGUGUGACAUGUGGUAAUUCUCUUUAUUUUAUGAUGUCAAUAGGUGUUAAUGCUUAUUGACACAAAAAGGUAUCCAAUUGGUUCUGUAAUUGGAUGUCUGCUUUGACAAACACCAAAUGAGAGAGCAGAAGCUGUAAACUCGGGGGAUUGAGAAGCCUCUGACUCUCAGCUAUGAGCAUGCAUGCGCGCACACUUCUGAGUGCGCAGUGAUGGGGAGAGACAGGGGAGCCACAGGAGCCAGAGAAGGAGUCCAGUGAAAAUGUGCACCAGAGUGUAUGACUGGGGUAAGUAGUGGCAAACUUGUUCUAGCAGAGUGCGCUUGCCACUUCCGUUCAUUUAUUGGAGCUAACAGAAGGAGAGAAAGAUCCUCCCUGGCUGUCUGUGUUACAUAUUUCAUGAAAGUGCCUAUAUGUUAUAGAAAAUGCAAUUUAAGAUGGGAUACUCAUGACACAUAAAGCACUUACAGCUGAAGUGUUUUAUGGGUGUAGAGUAGUCCUUUAACCUCCUCUGCUGGAGGUGUAAGUUCAUCUAGAGUCAAUGGGAUGUCAUCAGCCAGCCCAAACCUAGAGUUCCAGGCUGGCUAAUGUCAAAUGUCCGUGCAUAGAAUGUCAUUCUUUGACUGAGAUUGUUCAGUGUAAUGAAUGGCCCGUUGGAUUGGCACCCGGCUGCUGCAGCUCUGCUGAAACCGGUUGUCGUCACAGCCACGAGAAAAGGAUCCAUGACACCCGGCAGAACCAGGCAAGAGGGCAAAUUAAUGCUAAACAGUUAUUUCCAGUACCGGGCCGACAAGGCCAUCUCACUCCUGGGAUCAUAACAUCUACUGCGGAAUCUUUGAUUAUGAUGCUUGGUUCAACCUGUUAAGUAGAUUUUUUUUAAAUCUCUUUUUAUUGCUCCUCCUGGUUUUUCUGCUAUUGGUUACUUCUUCUUUUUUGAUCUGUAAGCCAAAUGGUGGGAAAAUAUCCAGUAUUAUCAAUAUACUGUGAAACAAAUAUAUAUAAUUUACUGUUAAAUGCAAAGACCUCCAAACAUUAAUGCACCUAUAAACCAAGCACCACUGCAUGAUGAGAACACAAGGGUAAGUUCACAUUAAGGGAGGGCUACCUUCAGCACCUCAGUUAACACAAAUCUACUCCUUGCACCCCCAAUGGAACAGACCCUAUGCACCCAACACACACUAGCCCGUAUCUCCCCUCAACAAACAAAGUCCCUAUCAACACCAAACACAAACUACAGCUCUAAUUUCCCACCCACACUACACACACUACAGCCCCAAUUUCUCUCCAACACACAUACUGUAGCAUCUAUCCCUCCAACCACAUCCUACAGUCUCUACACCCCUAAACACACACACGGUACAGCCCCUAUUUACACGUGCAAGUGCACACACCUAUUAUACCCCAAAUAGCCUCAUCCACAGCCUACCAGCACACCCAUAAACACACAAGCAGCCUUCCUAUACACACAACCCAAAAAACAGCAUUCCCAGAAACAACCAACACUACAGGUAGCCUACCCACACACACAUAACACCACAAGAAACCUACAAACACAAACACACAUGCCUUGUCCCACUCAUCCAACCACCCACCUGGUUGCAUUCACGCAUCCAAGUGAAUAUCCCAAACUUCUGCAAUCCAGUAAGAUGAUGGGUCUGGAGUUAAUACUUCUGUGUUGGACCCGCUGGCACUCUGACCGAGUACCUCCGCCAAUCGAUGCUCCUAGUGCUUGCCGAGGACUCCAAGCACUCCAACCGACACCAUCAGCACUGCAGACUUAUCCCAUCCCCCAAGCAUGAGCCAAGGCUUCAAGAAAGGGUCAAUCAGGUCUGUUUAAUGAGCACACAAAAGCAACAGCACUCAUGCAGCAAAACCACUCCUCCUCAGAGGAAAACAAAAUGACAAUUAAGUUCAGUCAGAGUUUGAAAAUAUGACAGUUAUAAGGUCAGACAGUUUGAAUAUAUGACAGUUAUAAGGUCAGACAGAGUUUGAAUAUAUGACAGUUAUUGGAAGUUGCAGAACUGUGCCAGUACCAUUUUAAAGGGCCUGAACAGUCUUUUAAAACACCAAUAAAUCCAAAUGGUGUUUCUAACUGGCAAAAUCUCCCAGGGACCAUAGUCAUACGGCAAGAGGCUGGUAAUUAGUCCUCUCCAGGCACAAGUGGCGAAGUGCACUUCGUCACAACUUCAUUCGCAGUUGCAAAUUCUGGAAAAAUCAUACAGGACAAUUCAUAGGAUGGAUAGAUCUUGAUAAAAUUAAUUGAAUUUUACAAUCAUCUUAUUUGUGGAAAAAAAAGUGUGGCUUGAUUUUGAUGAACACCAAAACAGCCUUUUAAAAAGUGGAAGCACAGAGAAUUAAAGACGUGCAAAAAUAAUAUAUUUUUUUUUACCUUUGCUUCAUACUUAUUUUUUGCACAUUUUAAUACUUAGACUCUCUAACGCAGCGAUUACUUAAUAGCUGUAAACAGUGUCUGAACUUUGUGAAUGAUAGACAAAACGGGAACAAAGUACAGUUGAACAAAUUAUUACAGGGAAAGUGCAAUAGUUCCAUGAAACCAUAAGUUUUGCAAUAUAACUCGAGUGCUCUAUGAGCAGUCGAAUGAAAGGUAUCUUCAGAUCUGCUGUUUGUAGGGACAAAAGACUAUUAUUAAAGAGGAACCCAAGGCAACAAUAUCACUUCCCUUUCCAUGCAAGACACUGUGUAUGUGUAGUGCUUUUCUAUAAGCACUGGAUUGGCAGAUUACGGCGAUUGCCAUGCAUGCACCGUGUCUCCUGAUUUCAUCUCUAUGAGAAGCAUCUGAUCCAGAUUGAUAACUUCACGGUAUAUUUUUAAUUGAGCAUUGCCUCAAAAUGGACAGCUAACAUAUUACUCAAAUGAUCAAGCACAGUGAGUGGUUCUUAGAAAGGUACAUUUCUCAGUAUGUACCAUUGGGUAAUAAAUAUAAAAGAAACAAAUUGAAACCAAUGUGGCUUAGUAGAGAAAUAAAACAAGAGAUUAAAAAUAAGAAAUGGGCAUUUAAAUCAGAGGCAUCCUUUUUAAGAUGAAAGGAAGCCAAUAAUGCUUGCAAAAGGGCAAUUAAAGUGGCUAAACUAGAAAAUGAGAAAUUGAUAGCCAAAGAAUGCAAAACCAACCCCAAAAAUGUUUUCAAGUACAUCAAUUCUAAAAAAACAAAAAAUGAACACUGGAAACAGAGAUGGAUCUGUUAGUUAAUGAAGACCAGGAAAAGGGAGAACUUUUAAAUAACUAUUUUUCUUCAGUAUAUAUUAAUGAGGAUCCUAUGGCAAAAAAUAUGCAAAUGAUUGCUGCAAAAAACUUGGAGAUAACUUGUGAUUAGAUGACUCGAGACAAGGUGCUACAGCAGUUAAAGAAAAUUAAUGUAAAUAAAGCUGCGGGGCCUGACGAUAUUCACCCACGAGUACUUAAGGAGCUAAGUGGGGUAAUAAGUGAACAUCUAUAUUUAAUCUUUGAAGAUUCUUUUGUUUCAGGUAUUGUACCAGAGGAUUGGAGGAAGGCAGAUGUCGUACCUAUAUUUAAAAAGGGGUCAAAAUCCUUGCCUGGAAAUUAUAGACCUGUGAGCUUAACUUCUGUGACUGGAAAAAUAUUUGAAGGGCUAUUAAGGAUUAAUAUUCAGGAAUUUAUUGGGAAGAACUUUGUUAUUAGCAAUACUCAGCAUGGUUUUAUGAAACAUAGGUCUUGUCAAACUAACCUAAUUGCAUUCUACGAAGAAGUAUAGAUCAGGGUGUUGCAGUGGAUGUGAUCUACUUGGAUUUUACCAAGGCAUUUGAUACGGUUCCUCACAAUAGGUUAGUUUUCAAACUAAAAUAAAUUGGUCUAGAUGAAUAUUCGUGUUCUUGGUUAGAACAUCGGCUUAAGGAUAGAGUACAACAAGUUGUCAUUAUUGGUAAAUUUUCAAGCUGGACAAAAGUGGUAAGUGGUGUCCCUCAGGGUUCUGUUUUGGGACCGCUUCUAUUUAACAUAUUUAAAAAUGAUCUUGCAAUAGGCAUUGAAAGCCAUGUUUUAGUGUUUGCAGAUGACACUUACUUUGUAAAGUAAUAAAAUGUGAGCAAGAUAUUGCUUUGCUGCAGAGGGAUUUCGAUAGAUUGGGGGACUGGGCACUAAAAUGGCACAUGAAAUGCAACGUUAUGCACUUUGUGGUCAAGAAUUCACAAGCAACUUACACCCUAAAUGGUGGUGAAUUAGGGAUAACACACGAGAAGGAUUUGGGAAUUGUUAUAGACAACAAAUUAGGCAGCAAUAUGCAAUGUCUAUCUGCAGUUGCCAAGGCCAGUAAGGUUUUGUCAUGUAUAAAUAGGGGCAUUAAUUCUUGGGAUGAAAAUAUAAUUAUGCCUCUUUAUUAAUCACUGGUAAGACCACACCUUGAAAAUGCUGUGCAAUUUUGGGCACCUGUUCUAAAGAAGGAUAUCAUGGCACUAGAAAAAGUGCAGAGACAAGCUACAAAAUUGAUAAAAGGAAUGGAGCACUUUAGUUAUGAGGAAAGGUUAAAAAAUUUAAAUCUCUUUCGUUUGGAAAAACAGCUCCUCAGAGGGGAUAUGAUAAUAUUAUACAACUAUAUUCGAGGCCAGUACAGACCAUUGUCUGGAAAUCUAUUCAUAAAGAGGGCUAUACAUAGGACACGAGGUCACGCAUUUAGCUGGAAGAAAGGAGAUUUAAUCUAAGGCAAAGGAAAUGUGUUUUUACAGUAAGAGCAAUAAGGAUAUGGAAUUCUCUGCCUUAAGAGGUGGUUUCAUCAGAGUCCAUACAGAUGUUUAAAAAGCAAUUGGAUAAAUACUUCCAAAAACACAACAUACAGGGAUAUCAUUUCUAGUUAGUUGGGUAAUAGCUGCUUGAUCCAAGACGUAGUCUUAAAUUAGAGGGACAAAGGUUUAAAAAUAAUAUCAGGAAGUAUUACUUUACUGCGAGGGUAGUGGAUGCAUGGAAUAGCCUUCCAGCUGAAGUGGUAGAGGUUAACACAGUAAAGGAGUUUAAGCAUGCGUGGGAUAGGCAUAAGGCUAUCCUAACUAUAAGAUAAGGCUAGAGACUAGUGAAAGUAUUUAGAAAAUUGGGCAGACUAGAUGGGCCGAAUGGUUCUUAUCUGCCGUCACAUUCUAUGUUUCUAUGAUAUCUGACUUCUAUUUUGGGGUCAAGAAGGAAUUUUUUCCUAGUUUGUUGCAAAAUUGGAAGCACUUCAGACUGUACCUGUACCUGUAUUAUGGUUAAACAGCUCCACUUUGGUCUCGUCUGUCCAAAGGUCAUUGCUCCACACGUCCUGUGGUUUGUUCAGAUGCAACUUUGCAAACCUAUGCCAUGCUGCCAUGUUCUUUUUAGAGAGAAGAGGCUUUCUUCUGGCAACCCUACCAAGCAAACCUUACUUGUUCAGUCUUUUUCUAAUUGUACUGUAAUGAACUUCAGAUUAAUGUAGAUUUUCUGGUGAGUAUAGUCAGCCUAAGGACACCUACACUGGUCACUCCUCAGAUGGCUAGCAGAGGUGUUCCUUAGGGCAGUGCUGUAUUCAGUAUCUCCACCCUCUGCAUGGAAACACUGAAUUUUCCUCAUAGUGAUGCAUCUCUAUGAUGAGAAUCUGAUUGGCCAGGGCAGCGUUUAACUGUGCCCCCGACCCACCUCCUUGGCUCACAUAAUCAGAAUAGACAAUCUUGACCAAUCUAAUGCUUUCCUAUGGAAAAGCAUUGUGAUUGGCUGAAUAGAUCACUUCUGAUGCUGUCUGCCAAAGAGGCAGAUCAGGGGCAAAGCCAGCACCAGCAGACUGGAAUAAAUGUAAACUAUUACUAUAUAAGGGGGCAAGUUUUUAACACUCUAUGGUAAGGAAUUCAUGUUUGUGUUCCUGAUCCUAUAAUGUUCCUUUAACAUGCUAACUGAGGCCUGUAGAGUCUGAGAUGUAACUCUUGUUGUUUUUUUUGUUUUUUUGCAAUUUCUCUAAACAUGGCACAGUCUGACCUUGGGUAAAUUUCUCCUGGGAAGAUUGGCAACUGUCUUGAAUGGUUUUUUUUUUUUCAAUUUUCAAUAAUCUUUCUCACUGUAGAAAGAUGGAUUUUAAAUUGUUUGGAAAAGGCCUUAUAACCUUUCCCAGUUUGGACAACAACAAUUGCUUCACUAAGAUCAUUGCUGACGUCUUUCCUCCUUGGCAUUGAGUUAAAGCCCGCCUGAAUGCUCCAGACCAGGGGUUCCCAACCCAGUCCUCAAGUACCCCCUACCAGUCCAGGAUAAAAGGAUUACCCUGUUGUGUCUAAAGUGUUGUUGUUGUUGUUGUUGUUGUGGUAUUUUUUUUUUUAUUAAAACACCUUAGACACAACUGGGUAUCCCAAAAUCCUGGACUGGUAGGUGGUACUUAAGGACUGGGUUGGGAACUGCUGCUACAGACUAACAAACUGCUAAAACGUUGCUUUUUAUAGAGAUGGUCACACUUACUGAUGAUCAAUUAAUCAAGGAUAUUUGAUUAGCAGCACCUGUCUGCUACCUUGGCUCUCCAUUCCUAAGAAUGCAAUGAGGGUCCUUGAAGAGCCACCUUACCGGUGUUGGGGCUCUGCACUAUCCUCCAUUAAUCACUUCUAUAAUUUUUUUGUUUGUAAUUAGAUUUAGGACAUUAUGUCCUUUUGAAAGAUGUAUAGACAGGGCAUAUGUAUGAUGAUUAUAUUCCUCAAUUAGUGGUAACCUUAGACUAGCAGCUUCAUAUACAGAACAUAUACAAUUUACAAGACAAUAUAUAAAAAAAUCACUAUUUGGGAGAAUAGUCAUGCAUUUCGAGAUUUGAUCUCUUUAUCUGGAAUUGGAGAUUUCUUAGUUCCUUGUUUCUUAGAGCCUAUAACAAAACCACAGAGAUUUUGACAGCUCCUUUCAAGGGAAACUGAUACUAUUGCAAUCUAUAUCAUAGUUUCGACUAAAUUGUUAUAUUUACUCCAUUGAUACUCAAUGUCUUUCAGGAUUGUCAGUUUCAACUUCACUGGCAUCUUAAAAGUAACAACAUAAACUUCAUACAUUUGGGCUUAUCCUGUAAUUCCAGAUUCAAUGAAUAGACUAUCUAUUCAUCUCUAUUCCAGAUCCAACAAAUAGACCAUUUAUUUAUUGAUUUUACAUAGAUUUCUCAUCCUAUAUUGAAUAAUUAUAUAUCCGUCUUUUUUCCUUUAACAUUUUUUUUUCUUUAUUGCUAUAUUCGUUUUUUCUUCUUCUUUUUGUUUUGUUUGGUCUAUACUAUUGAUAGCUUUAAAUUAAUUAAUAUUUUUUUAAGUUUAUCUGUUGAUUCUCAACAGAAAUAUUUUAAAACUAAUAUAUUAAAUGUUAUGUAUUAAUUAAAUUGUCACUAGCAGGCAACUACUCCUUAAUUCAAUUACGCUCUACUUAGGAUCUCCGCCCACCCCCACCUUUUUUUAUUGAAUAAUAUAUGCAAGAUAUUUUGGCUACAUAGAAAUAAUAGAAUAACAUAUGCAGGAUAUUUUGGCUACAUAGUAAAAUAUUACAAAUAUGUGUACACAUGGCAACCUUAUUUGUUUAAAGAUACAUUUGUAUACAUAAACCUAUACAUAUAUGUUAUAUUUUUACAAUAGAAAUUUUUCAGCAUAUAACCGUGUACUGGUUUAAAUAUAUAAGCAAACACUGCUUUAAAUACUCAGGGUAAUUUCCUGGAAACUUUGGAAUGUUGGAACAGAAUAUCUUGUAAUUUGGAAGCUUCCCAAACAGAUUGACACGGCACCAUUCUCUGAAUCUCUAAACCACAUAGUACUAAAAAAAUAAAAUAAAAUAAUUUGAUAGCGAUCAAUGUGAGCUGCAUAACUAAAAACUUUUUAAUGAUUUUUAGAAUUUUUAAAUUACUAUUUGAUUAGACUAGUAAAAGGCAUCUUUCAUUUAGAAUCAACAAUAGAUCUGAUUGUGCUACAUGGCUCGUCAAAUCCUUCAAGUAAAAACACUCCUAUUGUUUAACGUGUAUGGUAAACAGGUCUCUAAAGUGAUUUCAAAUGUGCCUUUCCGUAUUUCCCAAAUACAAUCAAAAUCGAUCUCCUGCCAAGAAGUUGGCAUAGUUAAUUAUACAAACAUAUUAUCAAUAUAUAAUUAGUAUGUAUCAUUUGUUACUGUCUUGAAACCUAGAACAUUUUAAAGACUGUAAAUAUAUCGCAUUUCCAUAGCACAAACAUGCAUGUUACACAAGAGAAUAACAGAUGGGGUUAAAAAUCCAGUAAAGGAAUUUAUUAAGUCAAUUUUAAAAUUUAACCUUAAAUACUUUGUAAUUUUUUUUUUUAAGAGAGAAAAAUUGGACACAAGCAAGAAUAUACAUGAGGAAUCAAAAAACAAACUGUAUCUCAAUUUUCUGAAUAAGGCAUGCACCAAAACAAAAGAUAAACAUGAAGAAAAAAAGUAAAGUGGGGGAAAAAGGAAAGGGGAGGAGAUAGAAGGCGAAUCGAGUAGGAGACCUAGAGGAUAGGCACAAAAUUGUAAAUCCAUUAAUUGAUUUGCAGAUCAUUUGCAAUAGAAUUAAUUUACCAAGGUUACCAUACUUUUUUGGAAUGGGGGAGUAGUGUUCCAAACUAUUACUGUCAAUCAGGUAAUUAUCUUCUAUUUUAGCACUGAUCUCUUGUAAAGAGGGAGUGUUGUCCCUGAGCCAGGAUUCUUCUAAAGCUCUUUGGGCAGAGAUCAUUAAAGGAACAAUAUAGAGUCAGGAGCACAAACCUGUAUUCCUGAACCUAUAGUGUUAAAAGCACUAUCUAGUCCCCCUUGCACCCCACAUUCCUUGCACAGUGGGCAACACUGCCCCAGGAAGCACCUCUAGUAGCCAUAUGAGGAGUGGCCAGUGGAAGUAGCCCUAAGCCGUAAUGUAAACACUGCCUUUUCUAUGAAAAAACAGGGUUUACUGCAAAAAGCCUGAAGGGGAUGCUUAUACUCACCAGAACAGAUACAAAAGGCUGCAGUUGUUCUGGUGACUAUAGUGUCGCUUUAAUUUAUUAAAAAGUUAUUUAAAAGUUGUUGUUUUUUUAUGAGUGUGGACCGUCCUCUUUCACCGACCCUCUUGAGGGAAUGAAAAAGGUAUGCCCAGGGAUCCAUAUUAAUUGGCCUCUGAAAGACAGCUGCCAAAGGACUUCCCACUUCCUUCCAAUUGGGAUUUACCUUGGGACACUUCCACCAUAUGAUAUUUGUACCUCAAUAGCCACAAGACUCCAUCAGGAGUUUGUGGGGACCCUGCCCAUUAUAUAAAGCUGCACAGGAGUUGUUUACGAGCAAAAAAUACUGAACUGAAACGUGUUACAGAAUAAAUUGUUUUUUUUUAUUACCACCCUCCCCUCCAGAAAAAGAAUCUUAAUUUUUCUAAACUACUGCAAAUACAUUUUAUCCCUGACAUAAAAACUGAUGGGACACUGACCCAAGUAGACAAGCCUUCACUCUUUGUACAUCUGCUCGUAUGAUGCCACACAGAUGGAGACCAUGGUGGCCACCUCUCUCCCCCCACAAGGCCGCACUCUAGUACCUCCACAAGAUCCCUCUCCCAUCGUUGAAUUUAUUACUGAUAACUUACAUACUGGGAUUUUUGGCAAGCUGUACAGUUAAGCGUGUGUGUCUGCUACAUGAGACCACCAAUAUCAUCUGCAAUUUCCUCUCCAUGAGUAAACUGCAAUAAGUGAUUUGUAAAGAGUCUGUCACUUGGGUGUAUUCACAGAUUGCACAAUGUAGGCAAAACUAUUCCGUUUGUUUUUCAAUUCGUUACAAUUCAGAUUUUAUUGGGUAAAUUCCUGACAGUGAAUUGUGGUGACUUGAAAACUGUAUUGGGAGAUCUAUGCCAUACUAGCUGAGCUUAACAAUUCUACAAACUCAUCACAACUUGCCUAUUUUUGCCUAAAAUUUGCUAACUGAUUUUCUGGAAUCUGUUCACUAAAUAGUUAGUUGGGAUGAGUUGACAGAUAACUUGUACUAUUUAUGCCAAAAUAGCUAACUUGGACAUUUUCCUUUCAAAUUAGCAGCUGUGGGAUUCUAUUCACAAUUUACAAAUUACAAUGUGUCACAAUUCAGUGUUUUGUGCAUUCCCCCAAUGAGAAUAAGGUUUUGAUUUUCUAACUACAGGACCCUCAUGAGAAGCUGUCUCAAACUUCAUUUUCUGUUUACAUUACAUGAACUUGCUAUUUCUUGAACACACACACACACACAAACGUACUAGACAAGUUUUCAAAAAUAAAAUAAAAAUUGAAGCGGUGUUAAAGUACAGCACUUUUUUUUUUUUUCUUCUUUAAAGUGUGCCAACACGAACAUUUGUCUAAGUUGUAAUGAACUGGAACGCUUUCAUGCAUGUGAAGAUGUUCAUAAAGUUUAUCAAGACAACUAUUUUGUAGAUGUACAUACUUUUAAGAACUAUUCUGUGUGUACAAAUGUGUAUUUCUGAUCCUUGCCCUCCUUUUAAUGAGAUACAACUCACCUGCUCAUCCUCCUUGGCUGAGAUCAUUAGAAAUGAUGAUCUCAGCCAAUCCAAUGCUUUCCCAUAGGAAUGCAUUUAGAAAUGGUUGGAUUUGCUGAGAUCGUCAAUUCCGAUGAUCUCAGCCAAGGUGGUUGGGUGGGAGCAGAGCUACACCAAUCAGGGGGUGGGAACUGGCCAAGCAGCAACUCCUCAUAGAAAUGCAUUGAAUUAUUGCAUCUCUAUGGAGAAAGAUCAGCGUCUGAGUGAAUGCCACUGGAGGUGUCCCUUGGCAGCAAUGUAAACACUGCCUUUUCUAUGAAAAGUCAUGGUUUACAGCAAAAAGACUGCAGGGACUGACCAUACUUCCUAUAACAACUACAUUAAGCUGUAGUUGUUCUGUUGACUAUAGUGUCCCUUUAAGGGAUGAAUGACCCAUUUACAGGGUUCUUUACUAAAGUGAAAAUUUGGGGGAAUUCAAAUGAAUUUUAAAUUUUAAGGGCAAAAUAGCCAAAGUGGAAAAAUUCUCCAAGCCCGCUAUGGCUCCAGUUAGGUUACUUUGGCUUUAAUUUUGAAAUUCAAUUUGAAUUCCCCACAAUUCUCAGUUUAGUAAAUAACCCUUUAAUUGUUAAAUGUUUUCGCUGUAUAUUACUUAGAAGAUAUAUUCAGCAUUUUAUAAUAGAAUCACUGUUAUGUUAAUAACCUCCUAUAUUAGCCCACAAUGAUAUUUGCUAUACUAGUAAUCCACAGUCUUUAAUAAAAAAUAAAAUAAAAAAUAAAUAGUUCCUCCAGGUUUGGAAACCAGAGACUUAGUCCAUAAUUAUGCUCCAUCUGAACAGCAGCUGUAGAAUUCUUGCUUUAAUUUACAGAUCAAGCCAAGUACUUGGCAAACCAAUCUCAAAACGUGUGUGUGUAUCCCAUGUGGGGCUGAAAAGCAAGACCCAAAAACGUAUAUCAAAGCUGCAGCUGAAUGUUUACUAAUCAACUCCUUCAUCACUGGGGCGUUAUUUUAUUUUUUUUUAUUUUUUUUUUUUCUCUUUGUUGCAAAAUCUUCUUUGAGAUUACCAAACCUUUUUCAGAGCCCUGGGUUUUGGAAAUAGUCUUUCUUUGCUCUAUUUUUUUCUUCUUUAAGAUCACCACUCUGGAGGACUGGUCCUUAAAGCCACACAUCUUCAGUGAAUGAAUGGCAAGGAAGUUGAUUAGCCAGGGUUAAUGAGGCUAGCGGUAGGAUGCUCACAAGCCCAUAUUUUGCAUUUUCUUAUCUCUAGUUUAUAGGAAUGGGAAAAGAAUGUCCCUCUCCCUCUCCCUCCCGACACACGCACUUUGUUUACCUCUGACAUUUAUGUUCUUAGAUUUAUUAUUAAAACUAUAUUUCUCUAAGUUUAUCAAAUUCUACAUUUUUUUUUUCAAUGCAUUGACAUCCACCCUUUCUUUUAAUGGGGUAGGCUAACACUAGCCUAACUUGCCUCUAGAACUCUCAGCUAGUCACCAUCAGUCAUGCUGGUUGAAACUGACAUUAAAAAUUUAAAAAAUGUUAUUUCCAACGACACACUGAAGAAGAGUUCUUGAGGCAAGGUCACUGUACCCUAGUGCCCCCAUCAAAGUAACCAAACAGCUUCAGACUGGUUUGACUUUGUAACUGGGGUCUCCUGGGCGCCGUGCCCUGGAGCCCCAACCUCUCUACCUCUCUACCUCAACCUCUCUAUGUGAGCUAAGCCAGGCUACGCAGGGCUUUCGGCUCUCUGUCAGCUGUAGUGGAGAUGGAGAGGAGCGAAUCUCAGGUUAUGGUGUUUGUAAUGUUCCUUCAAGUAGCUGUAUGGUGUCUAUUCCAUUUACUGUUUUUUAUCUUUUUUUUUUCUUUAUCUUUAAAUUGGAAUUGUGAUCACAUGAUAUUUUCUGAUCCUUGCGCACAAAAUAUUAAGUAUCCUGUUUAAGCACAUGAUCAGGCUCUGCAUUGUGCCACAAAGUUUAGAUGACUCAUAAUACAGGAAACAUUUAAAUAUAUGUUCUCAAAAUAGAAGAUGAAUACAGUUAUUAUAGUUAUAUUUGAACCUAUACGGAGAUAAAUAGGUAACUACUAGGUCUGCUCGAAAUUCUUUAACUUUGCAUAUACCAUGGAAUUAAAGAAGACAUUAUCUUUAAAUAUAUACUUAUGAGGAAAACCAAUGUAACUUAAAUAGAACGGUACAGCGCUAGAGUGCUUGAAGAAUACAUCUUCUACUUUUUGAAAUAAUUGAUUUUUUUCAAGGGUAUAUUCUGAGAAAACCAUUCUGGGUAAAUAAAUGAUAGUAGUUCAGAGGCAGAAAAUCUUACAAAAAUUACCAAUAUGUCACUCUGUAGAUUGAGCAAGACCAUCUCUGAAUCUCUGCAAAUUAAAGCGGCACUGUCAUGGCCGAAUCCAGUUUUUUUCUUUUUAAACCCCCCUCCCUACUCCACUACAUCUAAUUGUCCCCCUAGCCAUUUCCCAAAUGCCCCUAAGCGCCCCAUGUUACCUAUUUUUUUCAUCUUUAUUUCAUGCCCGGACCUAGGUCCUGGGCGCCACCAUCUUUGUGUGGGUAGAUGAAGUCCCUGUGGGACACGUCAUCUGCCCACACUAGAUAGCGCUGUGAAAUUUCACGAAUGCCCAGUUAAACACUUGGGCAUGCGAACGGGAAUUUUAUCUAUUCAUUAAUUCAUCAGAAAGAUGAAUAAAUUAAUCGAAAUUUCUAACUAAUGAACGAAGACCUCUACGUUCGUUCGUUUGAUUUAUUACAAGGAUGGAGUUACUGGCGCACAGCUCCCUCGUUGCAAUAUGUAAAAAUAGGAGCGGCAGGGAGCAGUGCUCCCCUUCACUUUAAGCCCCCCAUGUCCUCCCUCACUCUAUGGGGGUCAAUAUGAACCCCAUAAUAAAAACAAAGAGAACGUUACCUGCGCUCUGGCCUAAAUAUAAAACACCCCUUCAUGUCUCAUUAGAGAUGUUUACACUUUGUCUGAUACCAGCAAAGUUUAUUGUAUGUGUAGAAGUCCUAUAAAAGGUUAAAUGUGAAAGGGUUUAUAAAAUACCCCUUCCUGUCUCACUGGAGGUGAGCUUAUAUAUUCAAAUGGCCAUUGGAAUAAAACUAAAGAGCCUCCAUUUUGUUUAAAUGUACAUGGGGAUUUAGGCCAGAGCGCAGGUAACAUUCUCUUUGUUUUUACUAUGUAUUUUAAGCUGUUGGAUACUAAGCUACAGCUGCUGUAAGCGCGGUGCUUUAUCUUUGUGUUUAUGUAUGAACCCCAUAAUAGCAUAAGGGAGAUUUUAAAUCUCCUAAAUGCCCCUACUCGCUAUGCCUCAAGUAGGGGCCUGUUGCUGCUCACUGUUAAAAAAAAAAAAAAAAAAAGCCCCCUAGUGUCCCCCUUUCCGAGCCCCCACCCGUGCCACGCGAGUGAGGGCUAUUAAACUUAAGGGGGACCUAGCGUCCUCCCGGCCCCAGCAAUGAGCGGUGGGUGGGGUCCCUAAAUGAAAAUGGGAGGGGACCUAUUGCCCUCCACCCACCCGGCCCCCUACCAUGAGUAGCGGGUGGGGACCCUAAAUGAAAAUGGGGGGGGCCUAUUAGGGGGGAGACAAUAAGUUGCAAAUUGAAAGCAACCAAUCACAGUGUUAUGAGUCAAAUUACACAGCAUGGGAAAAUUCCAAAUAAUUUUCCCACGCUGUGUAAAAUGACACAGAGCACUCUGGUUGGAUAUCAAGCCAACCAAUCAGAGUGCUGUGACAGGUAAAUGUAGAGACUUACCGGUCAGUCUCUUCAUUUACCUGUGUGAUAGAAUUUAUCUUGAUUCCAAGGCUCAAGCUUAUAGGUGUCAUAUAAUGAUAUCUUAUAUUAAAAUUGGCUAACUUGGACUCAGGAAAUGCUUGAUGCUUAAACAACACUUAAAACCAUAUAUGUCUAGUUCCGGGAGCAGAGAGCCCCCACCUAAGAUGUCUCUUCGCUAAUCUUUUUGUUCUUGCUUACCUUGGAACUUAUUUGUUAUGUGUACAUGACGUUCAUACCUUAUCUGUACUCCCUUCCUAUUACUGUUCUAUGAGUAUUUGCUCGUAAGCACUUACUUUUUGAUGUAUAAAACCCAGCUGAUGAAUAAAACGUCAGAGGCUUAUUUUGAAUACCAACAGGUGUCUGGUGUCUAAUUCUCGCUUCUCCAAGUGCACUUGUAAUAAUAAUUUGGGCUUCCUCUGAAUAUAACAAAGAUCAUUAUUUGGAUUCACAACAAUUGUCAGAGCACUCUGAUUGGUUGAUUUCAAGCCAACCAAUCAGAGUGCUCUAAGUCAAAUUGCAGGGUGUGGGAAGGCUUUAUACAUUUAGGGCCCCCACCAGCCACUCACGGGUGGAUCCAGGGGGGAGGACAAUAGGUCCCCCCUCCUGCAUUUUUAUUUAGGGCCCACACCCGCUGCUCAGGUGGGGACCAGGGAGGGAGGACAAUUGUUUCCUCCCCCCAUCCCCUCAUUUUCAUUUAUGGCCUCCACCCGCCGCUCAUGGAUGGGGUCCGGGGUGGGGGGACAAAAGGUCCCUACUUUGUCUUAUGUUUUUUAAAGAAAACUAGAGCAGACUUGAAGAAAUGAAGAACAGGUCCUGACAGUGGGAGAGAAGAGGAAUUUGAUUGGGGAAAGGUAAGUUCGGCAUGACAGUGAAGCUAUAAAGUCUUUCUGAAUUUAGUUGGAAUAUCUUAUUUUUUUCCCGAAAGAAUGAAUUCCAAAACAAAUCCUAAACCAUCCACCGGAUAUACAAUUAAAUAAUGCACUCAGAGUUUAAAAAGUGAAUAAAAAAACAAAUUGAACUUUAACCGCCCCCUCCACCUCUCCCUCCCCAAAGCUCCAUAUUAAAACUGAGGGAUAUGGCAAUAUGACCUCCCCACCAAUACCUUUCCACAAUGGGCUGCAGUUCAAGGGUUAACCAGAUUGGAAUGAGCAGGGAUGUUUUUUCAGUUGCUGCAUAAACAGAAAAUGAGUAAAUUUACAAACAAAAAAAGCAGAUUUUCUCGUAAAUGUGUGUACUAUCAACAACAUGUUUCCAAAAGCAAAAUGCAGUGUGUUCGUAUUUGAGAGUCUGCUUUAUCAAAUAAAAUUAACAAGUUCCCAAAACUACAUUUAUUUCCUUUUGUCUAGUUUGCCUUAUUUCCUUUUUUGUGUUUUUGUUUUGUUUUUAACUGAAUCAGUAAAAUUAUACUGGCUAACAUUUAAUAAAAGUUAGCUGCAUGACACGCUUUAGUUUGCUGUUUUUGUUUAAUAGAUAGUCCGGUUUGUUGUACUGUUCUGCAGGCGUCUGUCAAGUCCUACAUAAUAAACUUGUCAACUUCUCAGGUGCACGUCCCCUUUCCUUCCUUAAGUACCUAGGAAAAUGAAUUUACUUUUUGCAUAUUGCUUCUUUUUUUGUCCCUGUGUAUAUGUAUGGUGUAUAUAACCGAACAUAUAAAUACAGGUGUUACUCGAAAAAUUAGAAUAUUGUGCAAAAGUUCAUUUAUUUCAGUAAUGCAACAUAAAAGGGGAAACUAAUAUGACAUAGACGCAUUACAUGCAAAGCAAGAUAUUUCAAGCCGUGAUUUGUCAUAAGUGUGAUGAUUAUGGCUUACAGGUCAUGAAAAUCCCAAAUCCACAAUCUCAGUAAAUUAGAUUAUUACAUGCAAUCAAUAAAACAAGGAGUGUACAUAGAACAAUAUGACCUCUGAAAAGUAUAAGCAAGCAUAUGGACUCCGUACUUGGUUUGGGUCCCUUUUGCAGCAAUUACUGCCUCAAUGCGGCAUGGCAUGGAAGCUAUCAGCCUGUGGCACUACUGAGGUGUUAUGGAAGACCAGGAUGCUUCAAUAGCGGCCUUCAGCUCUUCUGCAUUGUUCGGUCUCAUGUCUCUCAUCUUUCUCUUGGCAAUGCCCCAUAGAUUCUCUAUGGGGUUCAGGUCAGGCAAGUUUGUUGGCCAAUCAAGCACAGUAAUCCCACGGUCACUGAACCAGGCUUUGGUGCUUUUGGCAGUGUGGGCAGGUGCCAAGUCCUGUUGGAAAAUGAAGUCCGCAUCCCCAUAAAGCUCGUCUGUGGAAGAAAGCAUGAAGUGCUCCAAAAUCUCCUGGUAGACGGCUGCAUUGUCCCUGGACUUAAUGAAGCACAGUGGACCAACACCAGCAGAUGACAUGGCUUCCCAAAUCAACACAGACUGUGGAAACUUCACACUGGACUUCAAGCAUCUUGCAGUGUGUGCCUCUCCAUUCUUCCUCCAGACUCUGGGUCCCUGGUUUCCAAAUGAGAUGCAAAAGUUGCUCUCAUCAGAAAAGAGGACUUUGGACCACUGAGCAACAGACCAGGUCUGUUUUCCUUUAGCCCAGGUAAGACACUUCUGACGUUGUUUGUUGUUCAGGAGCGGCUUGACAAGAGGAAUUCAAUAUCUGACCCAUGUCCAGGAUCCGUCUGUGUGUGGUGGCUCUUGAUGCACUGACUCCAGCCUCAGUCCACUCCUUGUGACAGUCCGCAACACUUUUGAAUGUCCUUUUCCUGACAAUCCUCUCCAGGCUGCGGUAAUCCCUGCUAAUUGUGCACUUUUUUCUUCCACACUUUUCCCUUCCACAUAACUAUUAAUGUGCUUUGAUACAGCACUUUGGGAACAUCCAACUUCCUUCGCAAUUACCUUUUGAGCCUUUCCCUCCUUAUCGAAGGUGUCAGUGAUGGUUUUCUGCACAACUGUCAGGUCAGCAGUCAUCCCCAUGAUUGUGAUUCCUACUGAACCAGAGAGACCAUUUAAAGGCUCAGAAACCCUUUGCAUGUGUUAUGGCUUACUUAGCUGAUUAGAGUGGGACAUUGUGAGCCUAGAAUAUUGCACUUUUUCACAAUAUUCUAAUUUACUGAGAUUGUGGGUUUGGGGUUUUCAUGGGCUGUAAGCCAUAAUCAACGCACUUAUGACAAAUCAUGGCUUUUAUAUAUUAGUUUCCCCUUUUAUGUUGCAUUACUGAAAUAAAUGAACUUUUGCACGAUAUUCUAAGAAACACUGAAAGAGCGCUGGGAGAGGUAGGAGGCGCACCAGGAGAGAGCAAUAUCUUGUAGACCGAUAUUGCGGAGGAUGAGAAGAAGCUGUUGAUGAUCAUCAUGGUGUGAUAUGAAUCACACCAUGCAUUCUGUUCCACAGAAUAGAGCUCUCUGUGUCUCUCGUCACAAUGUAGUGGAUAGACCACAUGUAGUGAUGGUGCUUAAUUGUUAAAUACCAAAAUAUGAGCAAUUAAAAACCAGGUACACAAGAUUACAAACAGCAUACAUAGAAAGUUCCAGUUAAUCACUCCUAUCUCAGUGGAGGCCUAGGCUACCUGUUAAUGAGCCAACUACUGGCUACACCAUGGUCCACAAGCUUGGGAGGCCCAUCCAAGUGGCCACCAGGGCCCUCUUUAGCAAGGGGCAAACAGGGCAGCUGCCCUGGGCUUAAUAACUCCAGGGGGGCACAAAGCAGCUGCCCUGUGGGCCCCCUGUUUGCAAUCAGGACUGGACAGCCUACUGGGAUACUGAGAAAUUUCCCAGUGGGCUCCAGCAGGUGAAGUAAUCAGGGCCCCUCUGGCCAUUUAAGAGGGCUGCUGACCUGGCACCUGUCUUCCUGACUGCUGGGAGGAAGUAACAGUGCCACUGGGGAGGAGGAGAUACACAUGGAAUUGGAGGAGAAGGAGGAUGCAUACACAGGAGAAGGAGGGGGACUGAGGUAGCCAAGUUCCUCAGACUCCCAUCAACCUCAGCCAUCCAGCUCCCACUGGACCCCAGGGAAGCCACCCUUCUGUAAACGUAAGGAGACAGGAGGGUGGCUAAACUAUUUAAAUUGAUAUGUGUGGGUAUCUGACUGUGUGUGUGGGGGUAUCUGACUGUAUAUGUGUGUGUAUCUUACUGUAUAUAUGUGUGUGUAUCUGACUGUAUGUGUGUGUAUCUUGGUAUGUGUAUCUGACUGUGUGUGUAUGUGUGUGUAUUUGACUGUAUAUGUGUGUAUCAGGCAGAGCUGGCUUUUACAGCCUGCUGAUUAGGAGCAGCUGACCCUAAUUGGAAAAGGGCUGCAGGUGGAUUAGCACUGCUCAAUCCCGGCAAGGGGUCAGGAAGCAGAAUAAUGCAGACCGUUACUGAAGCCCCCUGGUGGACAGCCUGGUCAUACAGUCAGAUACACACAUAGCACACUUUAUGUGUACAUGUCCAUACAUUCUAGCAUUCAAACACCAACACUUCAUACAAACACUCUCUUGUAUUCAAACACCACCAUUAUAUACAAAACACAUCCCUGCAUUCUAACACCAUCACUACACACAAGUGCACAUCUGCAUUCAAAUGCCUACACUACACACAAAUGUAUACCUGCAUUUGAACACCAACACUACAUGCAAAUACACUUCUUCAUCCACACACACUCCAUACUAAAACAUGUUUACAUUCCUAGAUGGAGGUCCAACAAAACAUUUCUUGCACCGGGGCCCUCUCUACAUUAGUUCCACCACUAGGGGGCCAAUAAUCUCAUAGCAGUGUGGCAAUCUGUCAUAAUGAUGUCUGCCUCGUAUAAAUAGAGAAACACAGGGUAAUCUACAAAGCACUCGUGAUUUAAAAGCUGCAUAGGAAUAAAUGAUGAUAUCGCAUCUGUCUCUUACAAAAGGUGAAUACCUUCUCCAUUUAACCAAGUGAAUAGAGCUUCCCUGCUCAUUCUAAAUAAAUGAGACUAGACACACAGAAUGAAAACCUACCAUAAUACAAUAUUAGUAUACAUGUAAUUAAUAAUAAGUGUAAUAAGGAUUUUAAACAAACAUUUCAUUGCUGAAGAGAUGACACUUACUGGGUUCAGCCUCCUAACACUGUGGUUUAAUGCCCUGAUUUUAGAUUGUGACUAAUGUACUAAUUCCUUUUUUAUAAUUUAUUUUUGCACAGUUUGAUGACAUUGGGAAUUUUGAAACUGUAUGGCAAGUCAAGUUCUACAAUUAUCACAAAAGAGACCACUGCCAAUGGGGGAACAGCUUCAGCAGUAUCGAAUACGAGUGUAAACCCAAUGAGACACGCAGUCUGAUGUGGAUCAACAAAGAGAUGUUCCAUUAAUGGUUAUUUAAUGUCACCAGAAACGGACAGUCUUAUGGGAAGAUCAACUUGAACCAGCACUAAUAGCCAACUGGAAAUGGCCACUGAACACAGGAUAUAUUGCAUAUCAUGAGCUACGAACCACUUUUUCCUGACUUUGAUGACUAAUUUGAUGUUUCUUUAGAUAAUCUAUAUGAGUGCAAAUACAUGUUUCUAUUAAUUGUGUAUUUUCCAGAUUGUUUUGCUUAUUGUAUUAUUUUAUAAAUACUGUUCUGUUAUUUAUGUAAUUGCUCACUGUUUGGAAAUCCUAUUUUCAUAAGUAGUAUUCAAAUGUUUGUUUCAACAAAGGGGGAAAAAAAAGGCUUAAUGUGAAGAUAACUGCUAUUUUUUAUGUGAUACUUUUUUUUUUUUAUCAUUAUUUAUAAGUUGGUAUCUAUUUAUUAACCCUGUCAACCUUUUUAACCAGUGUUGUUUUCUGAUGCAAUCAGCUGCUCUCCUGGACGCCUCCACAAAGUUUAUUGGCUAAACAGUAGAUAAGAAUUGCAAUUCCCUUUUUUUUUAACAUUCAUUUUACACCUCAGUUGCUAACUCACCACAACUGAUUAUUCGGCGCUUAAACCUCUAAUGAAAUCCUUAAAUUAUUUUGGCUUUUGGGAUUGCACCAAAGGUAAUAAUUUAAGGAUUUAUUCACUAAACAUUAAAAUACAGCAAAUUGAAAACCAAAAUGCACAUUUUAUGCUAACAUUUAUUAAAACAACUCCCGCCAUUUGAUCAUCUUGAAUAUUUCGAUCUAAAUUUUGCAAUUUAUUUAUUAGUUUGCUUCAGAU
Messenger RNA from Pelobates cultripes (western spadefoot toad), 25770 nucleotides. NCBI's taxonomy places the organism in Eukaryota, Metazoa, Chordata, Amphibia, Anura, Pelobatidae. The record is from the annotation of a GenBank genome assembly.